CGCUGGCCGAAGAGCCCUGUACACACGAAUAGGGCAAAGUGAGGGCGGAAGUGACUUCGGCAAGCGUCUUCGAGUGUAUUUCGCACAUGCUCAGUGCAGACGAAGCUGCAUGAGUCUUGGUUGACAGGCCAUUUAUGUGCUUUGCCACAAUGCUGAAGCUGCGGCUUUUGACAUGGGACGUGAAAGAUACUCUACUUCGACUCCGGAUUCCCGUGGGCAAGAGUUACGCUGCUGAGGCCCAGGCUCAUGGCCUCCAGGUGGAAGCUGAAGCACUCAACCGAGCCUUCCGUUGGGCCUACAAUGCUCAGACCAAGCACUUUCCCAACUAUGGCCUAGACAGAGGCCUUAGCUCAAAACAAUGGUGGCUGGACGUAGUCAUGGAGACCUUCCGGCUCUCAGGAGUCCAUGAGGACAAAGUCCUCCUGCCCAUUGCGGAAAAACUCUACUGUGAUUACUGCAGCAAGCACAACUGGGAGGUGCUACCUGGUGCCAUUGAGACCCUUCAGCAGUGCCAACAGUUGGGCAUCCGCAUGGCUGUCAUCUCCAACUUUGACCGGAGGCUGUCAGAGAUUCUAGCUCAGUGUGACCUCCAGCAGCACUUUGAGUUUGUCUUGAGCUCAGAGAACACAGGCUUUGCUAAGCCAGACAAGAGGAUAUUUCUGGAAGCCCUGCAGAUCUCGAGGGUACCCCCUCCCUUGGCUGCCCAUGUUGGGGACAGCUAUAUGAAUGAUUACAGGGCACCAAGGGAGGUGGGAAUGCAUAGUUUCCUGGUUAAGACAGCCGGGAAACCUGCCAGCUGGGAGACAGAAGUGCCUCAAGAGCACAUCUUGCCCUCACUUACAUACCUGCCCUCUCUUAUAGAGAAAGGCUAAGUGAGGGAAUUCAAUAUUUUGCAAAAUUACUGUUGUCGUCCUUCUUGGAUUGGAUCACUGACAUUGCUAUCCAAAGCAGAAUUGCACCCAAGUGCAUUGAAGUCAAAGGGCUUAGAGAGGCCUGUUACUGUUAGAAUAGCAUGGGGCUGCUUUUAUUUUUUUUUAUUUUUCUGCUUCCCUACAUUAAAAAAAUGUAGACAGCUAGGACAUCAGGCAGAGACUGUUACCUUGCCCUCAUGAUGAUGUUUCCUUCCCACACACAAGCAGCUUGUUUAUAUGGAAAAUCCUUCACAAAAUGUCCUGUCCCACUUACAAAUCAGAAUUGGCACAGUGCAGGGAGAAUUCUCCCACAAGAUUUUACUGAUUGUCUAAAUCCACCAUGUUAUUCUUGCUAAGGAGAGAAGGAAGAAUGGAAAGGGGGCCUCAUGUCUAACAGCCUGGUGAAAUAUCAUAUAGACAAACUAACUCAUGGAAGUGUGACCUCCUUUGGAUAUUUCAUGUUUCUGGUCCCAGUAAAAGUAGCAGAGGGGGGGAAAUCCAUUGUUUCUGAGAUUGACCUUCCUUCCCCUGAUACUUAAAAGUACAUUUUAUUUAAUUCACAAUAAACUUCAGUCCUGACUGGGAUUAGUCUCUCA
Molecule: messenger RNA, 1507 nt
Organism: Heteronotia binoei (common prickly gecko)
Lineage: Eukaryota; Metazoa; Chordata; Lepidosauria; Squamata; Gekkonidae
Gene: HDHD3
Product: haloacid dehalogenase like hydrolase domain containing 3
Exons: 2
Coding region: 135-872 (245 amino acids)
Source: RefSeq, a predicted model, not a curated record